Molecule: messenger RNA, 2741 nt
Organism: Caenorhabditis elegans
Lineage: Eukaryota; Metazoa; Nematoda; Chromadorea; Rhabditida; Rhabditidae
Gene: ztf-17
Product: Zinc finger transcription factor family protein 17
Exons: 13
Coding region: 10-2127 (705 amino acids)
Source: RefSeq, marked reviewed
GUAAUUCACAUGCUGCGCUACCAGGCGUCCGUGUACGGCGAUUCGUACGGAAAUGACUAUCAUUUACCAGUACAGGGACCAUCAACAAUCGCUUCGUCCAACGGACUCCGGUCGCAGCAAAGCAAAAUAAUCAAACGACCGCCGACAAAUUACAAAAGUAUACCAGCAUGUCGGUUGGCACCCCGUCGUCGUCUGUUCGUUGCCGAUGGCAAUGGCGUUCAGAAAUCGAUGACAAGUAGUUCAGGAGUGACGUUUCCACCACCAGAUUAUAUGAAAAAGAUGAAAGAGAAUUACGAGAGUGGAAAAAUAAUUUACAUUCGUCGUAACAAUCCUGGAAUGAAAGGUAAUCAAAUGACUGGAAGACUGACUACAAUAAAUUCUUCUAUACGAGCCCCAUCAUACCAUGCAACUUCAAUGUCAGCAGGAAGUGUGACUCUUGAUACAAGUGGCAGCGCUCCAAAAUAUGUGUAUCGUCUGCCAAAAGCAGAAUACGGCAAUAAGUUCGAUGAAAAUCGUCCCGCAUCGAACAUGUAUGUCCCAGCACAAGAGCCACCGAAACAACAUUUUACAACUGUUCCGGCAUGUAUGUCAAUGGGUGGAGAAGUAGUUUUUGAAGAAGAAUUAGACGAUGAAAUUGCCGAUCUAGGAGCUGACGAAUUGACUGGAGAUGGUUUCAACGCUGAUAAAUCACCAAAAUCAGAGUCACCUGAUCCUUAUUUAAAAUCGUCCGGACCGUUGGUUCAACCAUGCAUGACAUCAAAAUCGCCCAGCUAUAACUUGCUUCAGAGAAAUCGGUUGCAAACGUCAAGAUUUGCGUGUCCCCAACAAGACUGCUUCUGGCGUGGUACUAAUGAAAUGUCAAUGAAAAAACACAUGUUAGUUCAUGGUCCAAAGCAGCCAGUUAUAUACGACAAAACUGGUGAGGCAAUGAAAGUUCAGCUGGUUCAGCCAAAACCCAAAGGAGUGAAAUGUAGUGAAUGUGACACAUUCGCAUAUUCCCGCCCUCUCCUACUUCGUCAUAUGUAUGACUCGCACGGAAUUGAAGCUCCUCUUGUUAAACGAACAUUUGCCAAUCGUGAAAUGCUCCAAUCGUGGCUCGAUUCUCUUCGUGAGACUCAUGCAGUCGAGUUUGUCGUCUCAUCAGGAUCCAAAAAGUGGGGACGAGGACUUCAAGUUCACUAUCUGACAUGUUCUAGAAGUGGUGAUCAGAAGGAGAGACCUAACAAGAAAUACGUGAGACCACCCAGACCGUCAAUAAAGUGUGGUAGAAAUUGUAUGGCUUAUUUGAAAAUCAAGCAGAAUCCGACGGUCUCCGAACUACAAAUUGAAGGAUGCCUUCAUCACAGUGGACAUGAAAUUGAUCACACAAGAAUGGUUCUAGAAUCGAAUGAGCUGGCUUCAAUUGGAGCCAUCGUCGACGCAGUUAAUGAAGGUGUCGAUGUUUUAGGAAAUGUUGAAACUAUUCGCAGCUAUCUUGGAUCUUCUGGACGAUUCCGUCUCGUCACUGAAAACGGACUAAUUGAACAAAUGCCAAUUUGGUUCGAACAAUAUCAUCGAGAUAUGGCUGCUUUUAAUGGAACUGGCUAUCGUAACAAUUCAGGACCAAUUCCAAUCACUAACCCAUAUUUGUCAAUGACAAUGAAACCUUCUAUAAAUGGAAACCGCAGACUUCCAUAUUCCGGUAUGACUAUAAAGAAGGAGCUAGAAUCAAUUACGAUGAAGAAGGCUGUGCCGAUUCGUUUCAAUGGAGGACAACUUCAAAAUCUCGAAAUGAAUUCGAGUAUUGAGGAGUAUGACGAAAGUAAAGUCAAAAUUGAAAUGGACGAUGAAGAUGCUCUCGCGACUCAAAGUAUUUUGAAAGAUGACUUUGAAGAAUUCAAAACCGAAGAUUUAUUUGGACUCGGUGGAGGAGACGAUGAAAUUUUGUGUGGCGGAGAAGAAGCUUCAGGAGUUACUUCUAAUAUUGAUGGGAUUCUCGCUGCAAAUCUUCCAGAUAACUUUAAUGAUCCGCUGUGCGGUAUGGACUUGGCCACUGAUUUCAGUGGACCAUUUGAUGAUGACGUAUUCGAUGAGCUACUUGGACUCACUAAUUUCAACGAUCGUCACAAUAAUCUCAAUAUUUCUUAGAGUAAAAUAGAAUAUACAUAGCUAGAUUUCUUCCUCUUUCAGUCUAGCUAGAUUCCUUUUUUUUGUUUUAAAAGAGAUUUAAACCUUUUUGGUCAUUUUAUCUUUUGUUCAUGUUUUUCUUCUGUUGUGUAGUUUUAGAUUUUAGUUCAGUGUGUUAUUUCUAGUUGUAGUGUGUUUUUUCUUUCUAUUUUACUCUUUUAGGUUGUGUUACCCUUUUAAUUUUAAGAAAGCUUUGACUAUGAAUUAAAUCUUUUAUUGUAAUCUUCAAUUUUCAAUCUUUUAUAAUAAUCUUCAAUUUUCAGUAGAUCAAUACAUUUUGGUUAUCUUCUUUUUUGAGAAAUACCGUACCCACCUCUCUGCACUUUGUCAUAUAAGCUAGGAAGUUGGUUGUAUUCUACGUUUCUUUUUACCUUUACAUUGUUUCUUUAUAUUCAUCUUCUUAAUGCUCAUUUCAAUGUAAAUAUACUCGGUUAUCAAAAGAUUACCAGAGUCAUCCAUUCACCCUCUCUUCUGAUUAAAGUGUAGACCCAAAUUUAAAGAAAUAAUAUAUCAAACGUAUUCCCUAGCUUCUGUUCUUUGUGUUUACGCCUAUGAAUAAAACAUGAAAUCCUUCU